AUGAAUUCCAUUGCACAGAAAUACUCCUACGAAAACAGCGAUUCGGUAUUGGAGGCCAAAAGUGCCACAAGUGCACAUAUGGCUGAUCUUCAACGAGGUCUUGCCCCCACCAUCCAAGUGCCUCCAAUUUCCCAACCAGCAGCUUUUCUUCGGGCUCACACCGACGACGCCUCCAACCCCGACUGUAAGAUCAAAAUAGCACACGGAACCACCACACUUGCUUUCAGAUUCAAGGGUGGAAUCAUCGUGGCAGUAGACUCGCGAGCCACGGCCGGCAACUGGAUUGCGUCCCAAACCGUGAACAAAGUCAUCAGAAUCAACCCAAUGUUGUUGGGAACCAUGGCAGGAGGUGCUGCCGAUUGCCAGUAUUGGGAAACAUGGUUGGGAACACAAUGUAGACUCCAUGAGUUGCGGGAAAAGGAGCGUAUUUCCGUGGCAGCAGCAUCAAAAAUAUUGAGUAAUUUGAUCUACGAAUACAAGGGAAUGGGAUUGAGCAUGGGUACGAUGAUUUGUGGUUAUACCAAAAAAGAGGGCCCCACAAUCUACUAUGUGGAUUCCGAUGGAACCAGACUUAAGGGCGAUUUGUUCUGUGUCGGUUCUGGUCAAACCUUCGCCUACGGUGUGGUGGACGCCGGCUUAAAGUGGGACAUGUCGGUCGAAGAUGCAUUGUAUUUGGGUAAACGAGGCAUUCUUGCAGCCACUCAUAGAGAUGCUUAUUCCGGUGGUUCCAUCAACUUGUAUCAUGUGACGGAACAAGGUUGGGUCUACCACGGCAACCACAAUGUGGGCGAUAUCUUCUGGGACAUCAAAGAACAAGAGGGUUCGUUCAAUAACGUGGAAGCUUAG
Messenger RNA from Meyerozyma guilliermondii ATCC 6260, 846 nucleotides. It is a transcript of the gene PRE2, whose product is annotated as proteasome core particle subunit beta 5. Gene Ontology annotation, molecular function: threonine-type endopeptidase activity. Gene Ontology annotation, cellular component: proteasome core complex. The record is from RefSeq and is a predicted model, not a curated record. Lineage: Eukaryota; Fungi; Ascomycota; Pichiomycetes; Serinales; Debaryomycetaceae. The transcript has a single exon. Bases 1 to 846 code for a protein of 281 amino acids.